Messenger RNA from Octodon degus (degu), 4727 nucleotides. RefSeq names its product meningioma expressed antigen 5 (hyaluronidase) (gene Oga). The record is from RefSeq and is a predicted model, not a curated record. The coding region runs from base 32 to 2782 and encodes 916 amino acids. Gene Ontology annotation, molecular function: beta-N-acetylglucosaminidase activity. Gene Ontology annotation, biological process: glycoprotein metabolic process. Lineage: Eukaryota; Metazoa; Chordata; Mammalia; Rodentia; Octodontidae. The transcript is spliced from 16 exons.
GGCCGCAGAGGUGGCGGCGGGCAGCCGGAGGAUGGUCCAGAAGGAAGGCCAGGCGGCCCUGGAGGAGCGGGAUGCAGACCUCAGCUCUGGCCCCGCCGCUUCUGCAGGGGCAGCGUUGGAGCCGCAGGCGGCUUCGGGCUCGGGAGACGACCACCCCGCCGGGGCCGGGGCGGCGACGGCGGCUGGGGCCGCGGGAGGAGCCCGAAGGUUCCUGUGCGGCGUGGUGGAAGGAUUUUAUGGAAGACCCUGGGUUAUGGAACAGAGAAAAGAACUUUUUAGAAGGCUCCAAAAAUGGGAAUUAAAUACAUACUUGUACGCACCAAAAGAUGACUACAAACAUAGGAUGUUUUGGCGGGAGAUGUAUUCAGUGGAGGAAGCUGAGCAGCUUAUGACUCUGAUCUCUGCUGCACGAGAAUAUGAGAUAGAGUUCAUCUAUGCUAUCUCACCUGGAUUGGACAUCACUUUUUCUAACCCCAAGGAAGUGUCUACAUUGAAACGCAAACUGGAUCAGGUUUCUCAGUUUGGGUGCAGGUCAUUUGCCUUGCUUUUUGAUGAUAUUGACCACAAUAUGUGUGCAGCAGACAAAGAGGUAUUCAGUUCUUUUGCUCAUGCACAGGUCUCCAUCACAAAUGAAAUUUAUCAGUACCUAGGAGAACCAGAAACUUUCCUCUUCUGUCCUACAGAAUAUUGUGGCACUUUCUGUUAUCCAAAUGUGUCUCAGUCUCCUUACUUAAGGACUGUGGGUGAAAAGCUCCUACCUGGAAUUGAGGUACUUUGGACAGGUCCCAAAGUUGUUUCUAAAGAAAUUCCAGUAGAGUCUAUUGAAGAGGUUUCUAAAAUAAUUAAGAGAGCUCCAGUAAUCUGGGAUAACAUCCAUGCUAAUGAUUACGAUCAGAAGAGACUAUUUUUGGGCCCAUAUAAAGGAAGAUCCACAGAGCUCAUCCCCCGGUUAAAAGGAGUGCUGACGAAUCCAAACUGUGAAUUUGAAGCCAACUAUGUUGCUAUCCACACCCUUGCCACCUGGUACAAGUCAAACAUGAACGGAGUGAGGAAAGAUGUGGUGAUGACUGACAGUGAAGAUAGUACUGUAUCGAUCCAGAUAAAAUUAGAAAACGAAGGCAGUGAUGAAGAUAUUGAAACUGAUGUACUCUAUAGUCCACAAAUGGCUCUAAAGCUAGCUUUAACAGAGUGGUUGCAGGAAUUUGGUGUACCUCAUCAAUACAGCAGUAGGCAAGUUGCACAUAGUGGAGCAAAAACAAGUGUAGUUGAUGGGACUCCCUUAGUUGCAGCACCCUCUUUAAAUGCCACAACUGUAGUCACAACAGUUUACCAGGAACCCAUUAUGAGCCAGGGAGCAGCUUUGAGUGGUGAACCUACAACUCUGACCAAGGAAGAAGAAAAGAAGCAGCCGGAUGAGGAACCUAUGGACAUGGUGGUAGAAAAACAAGAAGAAGCAGAUCACAAGACUGACAAUCAAAUACUAACUGAAAUCGUUGAAGCUAAAAUGGCAGAGGAAUUAAAACCAAUGGACACUGAUAAAGAGAGCAUAGCUGAAUCUAAAUCUCCAGAGAUGUCUAUGCAAGAAGAUUGCAUUAGCGAUAUUGCUCCUAUGCAGACAGAUGAACACACAAACAAGGAGCAGUUUGUGCCAGGUCCAAAUGAAAAGCCUUUGUACACUGCAGAACCAGUGACUCUAGAGGAUUUGCAGUUACUUGCAGAUCUUUUCUAUCUUCCUUAUGAGCAUGGACCCAAAGGAGCACAGAUGUUACGGGAAUUCCAGUGGCUUCGAGCAAAUAGCAGCGUUGUUAGUGUCAAUUGCAAAGGAAAAGACUCAGAAAAAAUUGAAGAAUGGCGGUCACGAGCAGCCAAAUUUGAAGAGAUGUGUGGACUGGUGAUGGGAAUGUUCACUCGGCUCUCCAACUGUGCCAACAGGACAAUCCUUUAUGACAUGUACUCCUAUGUGUGGGAUAUCAAGAGUAUAAUGUCUAUGGUGAAGUCUUUUGUACAGUGGUUAGGGUGUCGUAGUCAUUCUUCAGCACAGUUCUUAAUUGGAGACCAAGAACCCUGGGCCUUUAGAGGUGGUCUAGCAGGAGAGUUCCAGCGUUUGCUGCCAAUUGAUGGAGCAAAUGAUCUCUUUUUUCAACCACCCCCACUGACUCCUACCUCCAAAGUUUAUACUAUCAGACCGUAUUUUCCUAAAGAUGAGGCUUCUGUGUACAAGAUUUGCAGAGAGAUGUAUGAUGACGGAAUGGGUUUACCUUUUCAGAGUCAGCCUGACCUUAUUGGAGACAAGUUGGUAGGAGGGCUCCUUUCCCUCAGCCUGGAUUACUGUUUUGUACUUGAAGAUGAAGAUGGCAUAUGUGGCUAUGCAUUGGGCACUGUGGAUGUGACGCCCUUCAUCAAAAAAUGUAAAAUAUCCUGGAUCCCAUUCAUGCAGGAAAAAUAUACGAAGCCAAAUGGUGACAAAGAACUCUCAGAGGCUGAGAAAAUAAUGUUGAGUUUCCAUGAAGAACAGGAAGUGUUGCCAGAAACUUUUCUUGCCAAUUUCCCUUCUCUGAUAAAGAUGGAUAUUCACAAAAAAGUAACUGACCCAAGUGUGGCUAAAAGUAUGAUGGCUUGCCUCCUGUCUUCGUUGAAGGCUAAUGGCUCCCGCGGGGCUUUCUGUGAAGUGAGACCAGAUGAUAAAAGAAUUCUCGAGUUCUACAGCAAGUUAGGCUGUUUUGAAAUUGCAAAAAUGGAAGGAUUUCCAAAGGAUGUGGUUAUACUUGGUCGGAGCCUGUGACAUUUGAUGUCACUGUGGACUGUCUUAAUUCCACCUUGUUGGUAGUUGGGGGUCUUCAGACAGUUCAGCGUCCGGAGCAGCAAUGAAUUAACCAUUGAAUUGGAAACAAGACUGUGUAAAGUUCACCCAUCAUACAUUGAGACCACUCUCUGGCUGGAAGAAGAUAGUAUUGUUGCAAGUCCUGUAUAAAACAGAUUUGGGCUGCUCUUUUGGGUUUUGUGUCUCAUCUCGGGUACCAAGAUCUCCUACGUGGGAUUCUUUAGGGAGAAGGGUCUUGAAUAAAUGUAGUCAGCACUAUUUUCUGCAUCCAGUGUGGUUGGAUUUCUCGCCUAAGAGAAUCAGAAUUACUUCUGUCAUCUAUGGCUUAUUAAAUGUCUCAUUCUUUGGAGACAUAGCAGAGGUGAGAGAAAUACUUAGUGGGCUUCAGAGACUUGGCGGCUGAAUGCUCCCAGUUUCCCAGUUGGGUGAUGGUGUGGCAUUAGUUGAAGCUGAGUAAGUGUUGGCAGUUUGGGGCAAUGUUUUGCUUUUUGUAAAGCCAUGGCCAGUUGUCUCCUGCAGCAACCAUUGGCUUGGGCAUGUUGUACGUGGUAGGGACAGUGCAGUUGUUCUUGGCAAAAGCCUAAAAUAGAUAAAUUUGUAAAUUCCUUUGUAUAUAAAUUAGCUAUUAACCUGAUUAUCUUUUGUUGACCAUUUUUGUAAUUUUUUUCUUUAUGAAAUGAGAAGGUGUGGUUCAGGAUGGCACUUUGAAUAAUGUAAAUUAGAAGUUGGAUUUUCUUUCUUUCUCUUCUUGAGAAGCUUUAUUCUUUAUGUUUCCCAUGUAGGGAUAGGCCAUGACCCUCUUGAGUACGAGAGCCUCAUUUCAUAGGACUCAAUUUGUGGCAGCAUGAAGUUGCUUCUGAAAAAUAAUCUCAGCAGAUCAGUGUGUGCAGUGUUGGUUUGAACAUCUGUCAAGUAGGGAGGGGAACUGGAUGGUCUCAUUUGCUCUUGUAUCAGGUAUCUUAAUUUCUACACCUGUGAUUACUGGUUUAACUAAAUCAGUCUAAUACUUGCAUGAUUUAUCUUAAUUUUUAAAAGAAUGAGCAUACUUUAUGGCUACCCAUUUCUUUUUUCUUGAAUCACAGAUUUGAAAGCUUCAUGUAUUUUAAUUUAGAUUUGGUGUUUUUCAAGGGUUCUGAGCAUGAGGCUGGCAGAUAAUCUCUACAGGAAUCAGUUUUUUCAUCAUGGCUGGCUGACUUCUCCAUAGAUUUGUAUCAGUGUUUUGUUACUUUGCUUACCUACAGCUUUGCACAUUGGUUCAGCUUGGCGCUCUGUGAACAAGGAGAAGGAAAAUUGAACUGUCUUCCUUUGUGGAACUGCCCAGCUGUGGGUGUUCAUACAGCCUUAAAGCACUGUACCUAGUUGACCUCCAACCAAGGCUUAGGAGAGUGUUGAACUGGUGAGGAGAAAGAGGUUACUGUUCUUAGGGUAGAAAUCUACCUAAUAGGAUGUGCUGUGUUACAAAGCUGAGACCAAGUUCACAGUUUUCAGGGCUGAGAUGAAGGGAAGACACCCACUAAAUGAUGUUUAAGACAGGUGAAUGUUACUCACUUUCCGUAUCCCAAGCACUAGUAGUCUACAUCCUACAGCGUUAUUUUAUCUGGAGCAUUUUGAGGUCAGUCUCAUGGGAUCAGGAUUUUUAAACAAGUUCUUUUUGGUUUUAUCUUGGCUUUUAAUUACUUGGACUGGUCUUAUCACAUGGAUUAAAAUGUGGAACAGAUGUCCAGCUCUAUACUUAAAGCUUCAUCACUCUAGGAUUGUAAAAUGCUAUGCUAUUUCCAUGGUUAUGAGUAUUUAUUAAGGUUGGGAUGUUUCAUUGUUUAGAUCGCAGUUCAGUCCCUAUAGAAUACAAACUGUAAAACUAUCUGAAGACCAUGUAAGAGGCAAAAUAAAACUUGAAGUGAAUGUG